Molecule: messenger RNA, 1527 nt
Organism: Colletotrichum lupini
Lineage: Eukaryota; Fungi; Ascomycota; Sordariomycetes; Glomerellales; Glomerellaceae
Exons: 4
Coding region: 1-1527 (508 amino acids)
Cellular component (GO): Cul4-RING E3 ubiquitin ligase complex
Molecular function (GO): protein binding
Source: RefSeq, a predicted model, not a curated record
AUGGCACCUCAGCCGCGAAUGCAAAUCCCCGGGUAUUACUACGAUGAGGAAAAGGGCAAAUAUUUCAAAAUCGAAAAGGGCGCCUCGGCACCGCAGACCGCCGCCUGGUCCGCCGACAAUGUCAAGCGCCGGAAGAUUCAGCACCGCGAGGCAGAGGCCGUCGCCGCCCGCCGGGAGCGGCUGAAGCGGCACAUUGUCCGAUCCGCCGCGCUACGGGCCCCGCUCAUCGGCGGCGUCUUGGACGUCGAGCUCGGCGUGCGUCGUGAGGAGAGGGCGAGGCUGCGCGUCGAUGGUGCGUUCGGCGUCGAGGAUGUUCCUGCGGCGGCAUGGGCCCGGGGGCUCGUCGACAAGGGCGAGGUGCCGUUCGUGCCCAGCUUUGCGAGGCAGAGUUUCCCGAAUAUCCCCUGUUUCUAUGUUGGCGGCGAUGAUGAAAAGACAGGGCUUGGUGUUGCGUAUGCAAGUGAGUUUGAGGCCCUUCCGAGAUUGCGACUGCGAGUUUGUGUUUUGACUUUGAUAGCUUUGGACGAGGAGACUUUGAUAGGAUCAUACAUCCCUACGGAUGACAAUGACAGGAUAUCCUUUAGCACCGAUGCCUCGAGCCGUCCUGAACGCCGACUGUCACAUCGUCACGAGAUGAUAGGUUGUCCCCAGAUCUCAUCCAUCAACUAUCAUCCACACUCGCAUCGCAUAAUGGUUACAUCCCGCGAGCCAAGUAACACGUGCGACAUCUACCUCUUUUCCCCCCCUAAAUCCGCUCCCAACGAUGACCGACCUCUCUGGUUACUUGACAGAGCAAACAACCUCCGCCACAUCUCCUUCAACACAGGCCGUCGCGAAGGCGUCGUAAACCAAACAACGCCCGCGCCGCCCUCUUCCUCCUCCCUAAACUGCAUCAUCGGCACCUCAUACGGCCUCCUCAAGCUCACCUCGGACGAGCGCAUCCACUGGCUCGGCCCGCCGCGCCCUCGCCCGGGCCCAGCGGAAGGCGACUUCUUCGACCAGACCUUCCUCCCCUCCAACCCAAACGUCCUCCUCGCCGGCGGCCGCAACCGUGACGUCAGGCUGAUUGACCUGCGCGUGAAGUGGUCCGAGUGGGAUAACGUCCCCGUCGGCGCCACGGCUCACCUGCGCGCCGUGAACCCGCACCAGUUCCUCGCCGCGGGGCCGAGAUCCAAGAUGGCACUGUUCGAUCUCCGGUACCGUAAGACGAGACCCAACGGGACGAGGCCGGUUGUGGAGUUCCCGGGUUUCCGGAACGAGGCGCACAUGCAUUUCGGGUGGGAUGUUGAUGUCGACUCGGGCGUUGUUGCCGCCGCGCACGAUGAUGGGCGGGUGGGAAUGUAUUCGCUGCUAUCUGGGCGGAGGUUGCGGUGUCCUGCUGUGGAUACCGUCAAGGCGAGGACGCCGGUGAAGAGUUGCCAGUUUCAGAGGAUGCCUGGGCGCCGGCACGCGAGUUUGUUUGCGGGCGUGGGCCCGAAUUUGAAGAUGUUUUCGGUUGGGGCUUUGGGGGUUGAUGAUGAGUGUUGA